AUGCCGGACCCGACAGCCAAUCCCAGACUGAAGCAGAUUGUAGAAGGCGCCUGCCGGAUGACCGUAACACAACCAGACCAGCGCCUACCGGUGACUUCCGAACUGCUGGGACGCCUUCCAAGCAAACUGCACCUAACGUCCCUAAUACAAUACGACCAGCAAAUGGUUUGGGCCGCCUUUACGAUGGCUCAUCGUUUCCUCUUCCGCGUUUCGGAACUGACUUCGCCAUCCCCGACAGCUUUCAACCCGUCGGCUACCCUCCUGCUGCAAGACGUGUGUUGGAACGACACUGUGCUGCAGCUUUCGAUUAAACAGUCGAAAACAGACCAGCACAGGAAAGAAACCACACUGUUCAUGUCCGCUAGCGAAGCGCCGAUCAUCUACAAUGCCUGUGUUACCUAUGCACAACAACGUCAGCAUCGACAGCCUCCCGACCUGCCAUUCUUUAUCAACAGCAGCGGCCGCUUUCUCACGCGCUUUGACCUUAAGCAUGCACUGAAGAUAACCCUUCCAGAUGGGGAGGAUCGCGCCCGCUACUCAUCACAUUCCUUUCGAAUUGGCGGCGCCACUUCGGCCGCCGCUGAUGGCCUGUCCACUGAAGUGAUAUGUGAACGGGAACGAUGGAAGUCGUCCUCGUUCAAGCGCUACAUUCGCCCGCAAAGAAAUGUGCUGAAUUUGAUAAUUUUUGUUGGAGGGAAGAAGAAGUCUUCCGCGACCUUUUACAUGUCAGCGACGGCUGUUGCCGAUCUCGGAGUGCUGUAA
Paramacrobiotus metropolitanus is the source of this 762-nucleotide messenger RNA. RefSeq lists its product as uncharacterized. The transcript is spliced from 2 exons. The record is from RefSeq and is a predicted model, not a curated record. Gene Ontology annotation, molecular function: DNA binding. Lineage: Eukaryota; Metazoa; Tardigrada; Eutardigrada; Parachela; Macrobiotidae. Gene Ontology annotation, biological process: DNA integration; DNA recombination. The coding region runs from base 1 to 762 and encodes 253 amino acids.